Molecule: messenger RNA, 3847 nt
Organism: Anoplophora glabripennis (Asian longhorned beetle)
Lineage: Eukaryota; Metazoa; Arthropoda; Insecta; Coleoptera; Cerambycidae
Exons: 6
Coding region: 13-3618 (1201 amino acids)
Biological process (GO): extracellular matrix organization; cell adhesion
Cellular component (GO): extracellular matrix
Molecular function (GO): cell adhesion molecule binding
Source: RefSeq, a predicted model, not a curated record
GCGAGCUUCUUGAUGAUGUCGGUAAACGUGCUCGGGCUCGGUGUUAAGAUGAAGAACUCUAAAAGUUCCUUAACAAGUUAUGUUCUCCUGGUUGUGUGUAUUGAUGCUGCGGUUGCGCAGUUUAUUGGACAACAGUCGCAAUUUCCUCCAAACGCAGAAAGAGGGACCCAGCUAUCACCGCAACAACAGGGUCAGAUCCUAAGUGACAUCCAGCAGCAUCACAGAUUUAAUGUGCCACAGAGUCAACAAACGUUUCAGCCGCAGCAUUUCGCAAGACAACAAAUUUUUAAUCAAGGAGCAAGUCAAACGUUCCAAAACAAUCCUCAAUUUAUAAAUCAACCACAAGAUUCUUUCGCUCAAGACGAAUCUCCACUGUCCUUGCCACUGCAAUAUAACCAACAACAAAAUCAUGCUACUCAACAGACUGACGUCCUUAGUCAACAAUUUCUAAAUCAGAAUCGCGAACAAUUUGCACAAAAUCAAUUUUUGAGUACUUUGCCACUUGUAAAUUCUUUACCUCAAACGCCACAAUCUUCUCAACUGAAUGUGUACAACCAACAACAACCUUUGUUAACAACGAAUCAACAAGUGCAACCCAAAGUUGAAACUACAAAAAACGCAAACCAUGGCAUUAUACAACAUCAUACACAAACUAAUUUCCAACCAAAUUUUGCGAGCCAAUCAAGAUCUGGACAAAUAUUAAAUCCUAGUCAUACUUUUGGAUCGCAGCAACAGUUCAGUAAACCAAGACCGACCAUAGAUCCAAUUGUUGCUAUAGAAGAGCAAAUCAAGGAGUUGGAUCCAGAAAAACAUAAACAAAAAAUUAGAGAACUGAGAGAAAAACAGGCAAUAAUAGAAAAACAUAAUCAGUUCGUAGAAAGACAAUAUGAAAAAGCACUUAAAAAGGCACAGCAGGACCAUGAAGAAUUUAUAGAACAACAAAAGGAACAAAAAAAGAAACUGUACCAAAAAGUACAUAGACAACCUGGAACAGAAAAUUUACAUUACUCUCAUACAUCAGUUCCUAGAUAUAUUUAUCCGGAAGAAGUAGGUUUAUUUGAACAAGCAGUGAAACAGUAUUAUCAAGAACACCCAACAACUACAACCACAACAACGACAACAACUCCACCACCUACGACAACGAUAAAAUCAACGAAAAAAGACAAGACCACCUCUUUCCUUCCCACAGCUCUCCCCGCGGCCAGUAACAAAGUAAAAACGAUACAAUCUAUCGAAGACUUAGAUCAGCUACAGAAACAGUAUAAAUCGCAAAGAAUUCGUAAAGACGACUUACUUGAACAAUUAAGAUUAGCUAUCGGCAAAAAUACUGAAGAUGAAGAAAAAAAAAAUGUGUCCUCGAGAGAAAUUUCGUUAGCUAACGGUAAGACGAUUAAACUCAUCGAAGCAACAGAUCCGAAGGAUAUACCAAACGGAAAAGAAGAAGAAAUUAUUUUACCGAAUGGACAAAAAGUAACUGUCAUUCGAGCAGACAAUCCGAGCAUACCUGCGACUAAACCGGAAGAAAUAUCAUUACCCGAUGGCCAAACGUUGCAAGUUAUUAGAACAACUGAUCCGAAAGCUGUUCCGGGAGGAGACGCUGAUGCCCCGCAAGAAAUCACUCUGCCAAAUGGUCAAAAGGCACAACUGGUUAAAACAUCGAAUCCUAAGUCGAUUACUGCUGCUGCUUCUGCUCCCAAACCAAUUUACAAAGCAGAGGAAAUAACUUUGCCCAAUGGUGAGAAGGUGGAAGUUAUUAAAACAACAGACCCGAGCCUUGUCCCUGGUGGCGUAAAAAUAGAACCAGGAAGUGAAUUAGAAAAGUUGGUGUUAUCUAGAACAACGACGACUACGACAACGACUAUUAAACCACCAAAAGAAAUUUUAGAAGAACUUACGAAAGGGGUACCAGCUUCUAACUUCGAAUUAUUGAAAACAGGUGCUAGUGGUGGAUUUGAAUCGAUAGGAAAAAAUUUGCCUAACGAAAAAAAAGUAACAUUUGUUCUGUUGGAAGAACAGAGUGACGGUACAUUGAAAGUUCAAGGCAUUAAAGGCAAUGGGAAAGACAAACCUGAAGUGGAUAUCGAUUCCAUCUUAAAAAAACUUAAAGAUGGGCAAAUUAAAUUACCAGCUGCUCCUAAAUCUACAACAACUACAACAACUACCACAUCUACAACAACCACGAAGAGGCCUGAAGUUUCAACUGCAUACAGACCCCUUUCUUCGGUAACAUUUUCCCCUAACUCAUACCUGUCCGAAGAUGAACUAGAAAGUAAAUUUUCAUUCGUUCCAACGACAUCUUCAGUAUAUACCAAAGCUUCAACUUUGGACACAAGUGCGUUUACAUCAGAGGAUUCCAUUAACGUACCUAUUUUGAAAACUAGUUUUGGAACACAUACCCGAACAUUACCGACUUCCUCUUCUCUUUACACUAGGGACUACUUUACUACGAAGAGCACUACCUCGCCACCCAUUUCAACGUAUAAAAACGAAUACAACAAACCCACACGAAGGCCUUAUAUUCUGAAUUAUUCUCAAAACGAUUUGAUCAGGCAAGCUUCAACCGUCUCUUCUUUAAAUCAAAAUUCUCUCUCAUCGAAUAAUUUCAAUUCUGCAUCGACACAUCUACCUAAGCCUAGUUCUACAAGUUUUCCAUCAUCAGUGAGCAUAUAUCAAAAUGUUUCACCAACUCUACCGACACCGUCACACCGUCAAAAUAUCAAUCCGACCCAACAAACCUUCUCUCAACAAAAGACUAGAGUAUCAGUGGAAUUACCUGAAAUUUUGAAAAAGAAUGGCCUCUACGCCAUGGCUAAGUUUUUAAGGCAAUCUGGAUUAGACACCAUCCUAAAUGAAACAGGUCCGUACACCGUAUUUGUACCAACUGAUAAAGCAUUUAGAACACUAUUGGUACAACUUGGUGGGCCUGAAAAAGCUGAAGAAAAGUUCAAAGAAAAUCCCAGGUUACUUAGCGGGCUUCUACUUCAUCACGUAAUCCCCGGCGCCUUCACUAUAGGAUCUCUUCAAGACGAGAUGACAGGAGUUUCUUUGGCUGGAACGCAACUGCGUGUGAAUCAGUACAACAUGCACGACUUAGAGUGGAAUGAUGUAAAGGUAACUACCAUAAACGGAGCCAAGGUUCUAGAAGACAAAAAAGACAUAGAGAUACCCCAAGGUACAGCGCACGCUGUGGACAGAGUCAUGUUCCCUCUACCCGUGGGAGAUAUCGUGCAGACUCUUCAGUCUGAUAGGGAGCGAAGAUUUACAAGCUUUCUCCGAGCGAUUUUUGCCUCCGGGCUUGCCGAGACUUUGCAAGGUUCGAAGACGUUUACCCUGUUUGCACCAACAGACAAAGCUUUCGCGGGGCUCUCCACCGAAGACCUUAGUCGGACAGUUACAGACAAAAUCUUAGCGAGAGAAUUAGUUUUAAGACAUCUGUUACCAGGUACCCUCUACACGAAUGGGAUGAGGUAUUACCAGAUCAAAGACAGUCUGCUGCAAGAUAGACAGUUGACGUUUAGCAAACAGUCAGGAAAAGUUAAGGUGAACAACGUUCAAAUAGCAACUCAAAACAUACCAACAACGAAUGGAGUGAUACAUGCAAUAGACGCCGUCCUAUGAUUAAACAUUGAACCACCUUAAUUACUUACCUAUAGUUAGUCAUCUAUAGAUUGUUCAAUUUAUUGAUCAUUCAUUUCACUGUACACGUUUUAUACUCGGUUUUAUACAUACUAUGCUCUACUUUCAGUUUUUGUAAUAUAGUAUUUUGAUAAGGCUGAUUUUGUUAAAAUUAACAGUUUAUGUUUUGUGUCACAUUAAGUUUGUAUUGUACAUUAUAAUAUAUUUUAUU